AUGAAUGCACUUCAUUUAGAUAAUGGAAGUACGGAAAAAGGGAUUGAUAAAGUGUCUAAUGUUAAUUUGGUCGUACCUGGUCCCGAGCAACCUUUUGUAGAAGGCAUUGAACUAACGUUUAGGAAGAUUGGGAUUUGUUGUUUUGGUCCAUCUCCAAAAGCUGCUAUCAUGGAAGGUUCCAAAACAUUUUCCAAAAAUUUCAUGAAAAGGCAUAAUAUUUUUACUGCCAAUUAUGAGGCCAAAGAUUUUUUAGAAUUGGUUACUUAUAAUGUAGUCAUAAAGGCUUCAGGUCUAGCUGGAGACAAAGGCGUCCUAAUCCCUACUGAUAAACAAGAAGCUUUAGAUGCAUUAAAAACAAUAAUGGUUGAUAAAGUAUUUGGAUCUGCUGGCAACGAAGUUGUUAUUGAAGAAUUUCUUGAAGAUCACAAGCGAAUUUUUGAUGGGCCUAAUACUGGUGGAAUGGGUUGUUAUUGUCCUACUCCAAUUGCAACGCCAGAACUUAACGCAAAGCUAAAGAAUACAAUUAUUAAACCUACUAUUGAUGGCAUGAGACGUGGUGAGUAUAACGUACGUUUUGGUGAUCCGGAAACCGAAGUUGCUUUACCACUUUUAAGUGAUGAUUCUGAUUUGGCUGAAAUAAUGCUGGCAUGCGCUGAAGGGCGAUCAGAUUCUGUUCAAAUUAACACAAAACCUAGCUUCGCAGCUGCUGUUGUCAUCGCCUCUGGUGGUUAUCCCGUAAGUUAUCAAAAAGGAAAACAAAUUUUUAUUGAAAAUAUUCAUUCUGAAACGUUGGUUUUUCAUGCGGCAACUAGCAUAAAUGACGGUCAACUUGUUACUUCCCGGUGGUCACGUGUUUGCAGUAAAUGUAUUAAAAUGAUUCAAUUUGAAAAUAUGAUUUAUCGAAAAGAUAUUGUUCAUCGUGCUUUCCCAUAUUUGUCUCAAAAGCCUGCAGAAAUGACAUAUGCAUCUGUUGGUGGAUUUGGUGGCAUUUUCGAUUUGAAAGCUGCAGAGUUUAAUGAUCCUAUUUUGGUAGCUACUACCGAUGGUGUAGUAACUAAAUUGAAGAUCGCACAGGCUGUCAACAUCCAUAACACUAUGGGUAUUCAUUCAAAUGGUUUUUCAUUGGUUCGAAAAAUUAUUGAUAAAUAUAACCUUGGAUAUGAAUCAACUUGUCUGUGGAACUCAAAACGUGAAGAAUUACUUACACCAACAAAAAUUUAUGGUCUUGUAAAAGCAAUGUCACAUACAACGGGUCGAAGUUUUGUGGAUAAUAUACCCAAUAGUCUUUCCUGA
Molecule: messenger RNA, 1293 nt
Organism: Cetraspora pellucida
Lineage: Eukaryota; Fungi; Glomeromycota; Glomeromycetes; Diversisporales; Gigasporaceae
Source: the annotation of a GenBank genome assembly